Nematostella vectensis (starlet sea anemone) is the source of this 3467-nucleotide messenger RNA. Its product is annotated as solute carrier family 2, facilitated glucose transporter member 3. Gene Ontology annotation, biological process: monosaccharide transmembrane transport. Gene Ontology annotation, molecular function: hexose transmembrane transporter activity. Lineage: Eukaryota; Metazoa; Cnidaria; Anthozoa; Actiniaria; Edwardsiidae. The record is from RefSeq and is a predicted model, not a curated record. The transcript has 13 exons. Gene Ontology annotation, cellular component: membrane. The coding region runs from base 107 to 1594 and encodes 495 amino acids.
AAUAGCUAACUAUUUUCUUUGUUUAAGAUUGCUUAUUUGCGUUAGCUGACGGUAGCCCUGUGGUAAGCGAUAAAGCCUUCGAUUUUGAUGACAGACUGAAACCAACAUGGAUGAAGAAGAAGAAUCAACACCGUUACAUAUUCAGCGAGAUCGCAGAUCUCCCUGGACUGGAUGGCUGAUAUACGCUACAGCAGUAGCCGUAUUAGGGUCUUCAUUUCAAUUCGGUUAUAAUUCUGCAUGCAUAAAUUCGCCAGUUGAGGACAUCAAAAAAUAUUUCAAGACACAACACAAACCACUGGCCACGUAUGACUGGUCAAUCAUUGUUGGGAUAUUUCCAUUUGGAGGAAUGCUUGGUGCCCUGGUUGGUCCAACGUUGUCAAAUAUAAUAGGAAGGAAGAGAUGUCUACUGUACAAUAACUUCAUUGCAGCUAUAGGCUCGAUAUCCAUGAUUGUCUCUUACUAUGUUGUAUCAUCACCUCUUCUGAUUAUUGGACGAAUAUUCAUUGGUAUAAAUGCAGGUUUAAACACAGCUGUUGUACCUAUCUACCUGUCAGAAAUCUCACCAAUUCAACUCAGAGGGAGUCUUGGAACUCUGAAUCAGUUUGGAAUUUGUUUUGGAAUUCUCCUUGGGUAUAUCUUUGGCUUGAAAGAGGUCCUUGGGUCUGGCUCUAAAUGGCCAUGGCUGAUUGGUUUCUCUAUUGUUCCUGCAAUAAUUCAAAUGAUGACACUUCCAUUUUGCCCCCGAAGUCCUCGCUACCUCCUGCUCAAACGCAAUAAAGAGGCAGAUGCAGUGCAUGCACUUCAGAUUUUACGAGGAACGAAUGAUGUUAGUGAAGAUAUUGCUGAAAUGAGGAUCGAGCAGGAGCAGUCAUUAAGGGAACCCCACGUCAGUGUAACCUCACUGUUUCGACUCAAGCACCUACGCAUGCCACUGUUGAUUGGCGUGGUCAUGCAGAUGUCACAGCAGCUCAGUGGAAUCAACUCUGUGAUUUAUUAUUCCACUACUAUAUUAGACGAGGCGCACAUCCCUGGCAGUCGAUACGCCACGCUUGGAGUAGGAAUUAUCAGCCUGAUAAUGACAGGAGUGGUGGUGAGGCUGGUCGAGGUUCUUGGUCGUAGGACACUCAUGCUCUGGGGACUGGGCGGCAUGUGUAUCAUGUAUGGAGUCAUUACCUUGGGGUUCUCUCUCAAGAAGUAUGAUGGUAUGGACUAUGUCGCUGUCAUUGGUAUGAUCGUCCUCGUCAUCUUCUUUCAGCUUGGACCUGGCCCUAUCCCAUGGUUUAUCACGGCCGAGAUCUUCUCCCAGGGUCCACGCCCCGCCGCGUGUACUGUCGCCGCUGUCGUCAACUGGCUUUCUAACUUUAUCAUCGGGAUUGGCUUCCCUUCCCUCCAGAAAGCACUGGACCCGUACACAUUUAUUGUGUUUCUUGUUCUGGUACUCGGCUUCUGGCUCUUUACAUACUUCCUUGUACCGGAAACCAAGGGGCGAUCCAUCGACGAUAUUACCCGACAAUUCCGGGGGGACUCGCACAUAACGCUUGACUAUUCUCGCCUUUCCACGGACGACGAAGGCGAUGAGAAGACAGAGGAAUAGCCGCCCGCCUAGAGUUAAGUAGAGCGUAGAGAGUAGAGUUAAGUAGAGCGAAUAGUAGAGCGAAAAAGAGAGAGUGGAACUUCUAUAUGCGGACAUCUUCUUUAUAAUUGACAUUUUCCAGUCUCGAUUUAAGCUUCCUAGGUCACGCUAUAGAUACUCCUUUGUAAAAAUAUAUAUAAGAUAUCCUUUGAUACUUCUAUAAACUUGCUUUUUGGCCCCGGAGGUUUCCGUUAUGGGAGUUCCACUGUAGACAGUUUUAUCAUAAAUGUAUGAAUAUAAAAAGGAGCCUCGGGAUGGCGACACUCGAUCUGAUGUAAUCUCCCGCUAAAAUAAUGCUAUGUGAAAAAAAGUAAUUUCUAUUCCACGAUUUCUCAAUAUGGCGAAUUUUCGACACAUCGUCAUGUCGCGGUUUCUCUGAUAUUAGCUUUUGCAGUACGAUGCUGUGUCGAGUGUGGUGGUGAUACUGAAUAAUGGUGGUUGUGAUGAUGAUGAAAAUGAAUGAUGAUGAAUGAUGAUGAAGAUGAGUGAUGAUGAUGACGACGACGACGACGAUGAUGAUGAUGAUGAUGAUGAUGGCGAAUGUAAUGAGAUAAUAAGCAUGGUGAUGAUGAUGAUGAUGAUGAUGGCGAAUGUAAUGAGAUAAUAAGCAUGGUGAUGAUGAUGAUGAUGAUGAUGAUGAUGAUAAUGAUGAUGAUGAUGGCGAAUGUAAUGAGAUAAUAAGCAUGGUGAUGAUGUCUGAGGUUCUGGUGAUAAUUAAUAGUUGAAUAAUGAUAAUGCUUUUUUUAUUUCGAUAAGGAAAUCCAUCAUAUUCACUCACAAAUAUGCCUCUCUGUUUCUACAGAGUUCCAAGCAUCAAACAUUUAAUCAAAAAUAACAAAAUUUAUAUAAUAUCAGAUGUAAAAAUUGCCAUAUAUCAAAGUUAAUUUCUAGCUUCGAAAUAAUAUUUAAAGGAUUCAAACGUUCUGCCAUAAAUACAGGGCCGUAGCAGGGGAUGGGGUACUGAGGGAAAUUACCAGUUGUGGCGUUACUGUGUGCCACCAAUAUUUUCUUAAUGCUUCUGUAUCAAGGCCUGCUACGGCUCACGUAGGCAAAUGUUUGAGCGAGGCCAGUGCUUUUUGAAUUUUGUAAGUACAUAGGUGUGCUUGCUACAUGGGAAUGAGGCUAGUGCGAAAUGAGAGCUUGCUCUCAUAAGCGACCACUGGGCGCUUGAACUUGAACAAUAGGUGUUGGUCUCUUACGGGCGAGUUUUUAUCAAAUUCCCAAAAAAGCACAGAUUGUGUCUUAAAAUCCAUUUCUUAAACUAGUUGCGAAAAAAUCUUUUCAGAUAUAAAUGGCCAUAAUAAAGAGUUGAACUUAAUUUAACAUAUAGAAUGUUUAUCUAAAUAUAAUACGUUGCUUCUUUGUACAAAAGAAUUAUUAACCCGAGCCUUCUUUUAUGUUCUAAUAUUUUUAUGAGUUUUUAAGACUUUGUAUUGUUAGUAAGAAAUGUGCAAGAAUGUGCGCAUAUUAUAGUCGCCUGAGAUUUUGACAAAUGAUUUGACUUUGACUGCAUUUCCUAUAAUAACGAAUGGCUUGUUGGUUGUUUUUGCCCAAUUAAACUUUUCUCAUUUAGAAAGACGAGUUACUUUAGAGUGCACAGAUUCAAUGUUGAGAUUCUAAAUGAAAACGCACUAUAAAAUGGGUCUAUUGCUACUGCGUUUUGGAUAAACUCGAACGUAAAAGCCUAAUCAACAAAGUUCUAAGUAUUUAUUUGGACUUAUAGCCAUCACCAGAUGGCUAUAUCUUCAACUAGUUUGCGACAAAAAUAUUAUGUCAUCCAUAAAUGGCCCUUAUUAUAGCUUGGAUUAAAAACUAAUAAAGCGCCAAACUCAUA